Dalotia coriaria is the source of this 1327-nucleotide messenger RNA. RefSeq lists its product as uncharacterized. The transcript is spliced from 7 exons. Bases 1 to 1107 code for a protein of 368 amino acids. The record is from RefSeq and is a predicted model, not a curated record. Lineage: Eukaryota; Metazoa; Arthropoda; Insecta; Coleoptera; Staphylinidae. Gene Ontology annotation, cellular component: extracellular region. Gene Ontology annotation, molecular function: chitin binding.
AUGCAGACGAAGACGAAGAAGACGAGUUUGCGUAAGAGGAUGAAGAAGAAUAGCGAUCCGCAAUCAGCCCGUUUUUGUGUUUUAAAUGGAAAAUUAUUAAGAGUUUAUGAAGAAAAUCCGUUCCUCAAUGGCGAAUUUCAACCGGGCAUUAACGUGCCGCAGGGCCCGGUUAAUGAUCCAGGCGAGUACGAAAACGGCAAUUCGCCGCCGAUCAUCGAGCCAAUUCAUGUGAAUCACCGUCCAACAAUCAGGCCCGUCCAGCCCAUCGGUCCAAUACUGCCUCCUGUGAAACCUCCUGUACAACCACCUGUAGUUCAACCUCCUUCACUACCACCAUCAUCAUCAAACGAUUUAUAUAAAUAUUGUCUUCACCCACGUGGAACAUUCCAAAGUCGUUAUUGUAAUGCUUUCGUAAACUGUUGGGACGGUAAUGUUGUUGAACAAUUUUGCGGAGCAACUUUAGUGUUUAAUCCCAAAGGAUUCUGUGAUUAUAUUUGGAAUGUUAACUGCAAUGGUAAACCAAUUAAAGAAAUCCCAGUAGUUUUGGGCGGUUCAAACGGUUGGCCAACAGAUGGCAGCUAUGUACCUCCAACAUCACCACCUUCAUUACCACCUGGUCCCAAACCAACAGUCAAACCUCCACCAAUACAAGCAGUGCCUCCAGUAAUUAUCGACCCGAUAAGACCUCCGUAUAGACCUAAUCCAGGUGGACCUAUUUAUACUAUUGAACCACCUGGAUUCGGAAAUCCUCCACAAGUUUCCACUCCAAGACCUGUUAUAUUACCACAUCCUACUACUACCACUACAACAACAUGGCGGCCGAUUGUAACGCAUCCAACACUGCCACCUGUUGUUACAUUCCCAACACCUGGAAAUCCUGAUUUGAAGAAAUAUUGUCUUCAUCCACGUGGCCAAUUUGCUGGACCUCAUUGUAAUAAGUUUAUUAAUUGCUGGGAUGACGUUGUAAUCGAACAAGACUGUCCAUAUGGACUUAACUUUAAUCCCAAUAAACAUUAUUGUGAUUUUCCUUAUAAUUAUCCUUGCAGGAUAUUUAAAGAUGCUGAUCAAUUCCAAAAUGAAUUUCAAGGAAACCAAUUGGGAUUUUAAACCAUAAAACAUCAUAAAAUAUCAUAAAACACUAAAACAACUUGAAAUCAACAAUUUUUUUUGACAAUUAAAAAAUUAAUUGUUGAUUUUGACUAUUCACUUCCAUACGUAAGUAAAUUUAAGUAACUUUAAAAUAAUUAUUCCUAUUUUUGUAUUUAAUUUGUUUAUUUGUUUAUUAUUGACUUAAUCAAUAUAUAUACGAAAACUUAAUUGUAAUAUA